AUGGACAUCGGAUCGUCACUGCUUCAGAGGAUAAAACCCUGCGAAUCUGGGAUGUGGAGAAAAAAAUUAGUGGGAGGGCCAUUUGAGGAACAUAGCGACCAUGUGGUUUCAGUUGCUGUAUCGCCAGAUGAUAGGCGAAUUGCGAGUGGUGGAGGAGAUAAUGGAGCCAUCAUCAUCUGGGACAUCGACUCUAGCGAGCAGAUGGUAUUCAAAUCAUUGGUGAAACAUACAGGGCGGGUUUGGUCGGUGUGUUUCUCUCCUGACGGACAGAGACUCGCAAGCGGGUCAUUUGAUAGAACGGUUAUUAUAUGGGAUGCGGAGACUGGCGCUGUUCUCUCAACACUCCAAGGCGGCGGUCCAGUCUUCUGUGUCGCCUUCAGCCCCGAUGGGCUAAAAUUAGCACACGGAACACGGCGCAGCAUUCGGGUUUGGAGCACCGAUAACGCCGAGCUUCUUCUCAAGAUCCAAGCUCACCAAGAUUUCGUUGCAAGUGUUCUGUGGACGCCCGACGGCCAGCAACUUGUCUCUGCAUCACACAACAAGACAAUCAAGUUUUGGGACUCGUUGAAUGGGACCCAGAUCGGUCAACCUUGCACUGGUCACACUAAGGAAAUCUACUCGCUGGUCAUCUCUUCUGAUGGUUCCUUCAUUGCAUCCGCCUCAUUCGACAACACUGUGCGCCUGUGGAGCACAAAGUCACACCAGCAAAUAGGACAGGCAUUCGAACACGCCACAUCAGUCAUCUUCGUCGCCAUCUCUCCCAACGGAGAACUGCUUGCAGCAUUCGGGACGGAUCCCUCAUAUGAUUUCUACUUUGCGCACCGCAGUAAAGUGAAGUUGGGCCACAACCUCUAUGCGGAAGCCCUUUCGGACGCGAACAAGGUCAUUGAGCUCAACCCUUCAUCUUAUAUCGGGUACGAACUGAAGCAUGCAGCUCUUCAUGGAGCACAGCACUAUGAUGAUGCAUUCGACGCCUUCACAAUUAUGCUCUCCAGGUUGGAUGAUGCAUCCGACCCGCGGAUACGACAACUACGCCAGAAAUACGUCAGUCCAUCUGAAGUAGAGGAUGCUAUUCGACGAGCCAUUCAUGCUCAACUGGAAAACGCUCCACUUCGUCUAAUCGACACCACCACUGGGCAUGUAUGUGAUCGAAAUGCCCAGGUCAACGGCUUCACGGAGAGUACAGAGUGCAAAGAACUUUUGUAUUCAUUAAUGAUGCAUGCGCCCCUCCAAACGGAUCUCAUCAAGAAGCGGUCAUCAAGUGCUUCAGCCAGGAACAUAUACGGCUUGAAUCCGGUCGGAACCAUUGUGAAGUUGCAGAAUUUCUGCAAAGUCGUUCGCGACGCGGGGUAUCGCUGGGCAUGGAGCGAUACAUGCUGCAUCGACCAGUAUAACAACGUCGAGCUACAAGAAUCAGUCAAUUCCAUGUUCGUCUGGUAUCACUACUCAGCGCUCACCAUCGUCUACCUAUCAGAUGUUCCUCCUUCGUCAGAGUCUGGCGCGCUCGCAAAUAGCAUUUGGAACACUCGAGGAUGGACCGUUCAGGAGUUCCUCGCUCCUAAAAUUGUUCUCUUCUACCAAGCAGAUUGGACCCUAUAUCUCGACGACCGCUCACGCAACCACAAGGAGUCUGUCGCUAUUACGCAGGAGUUGGAGCGUUCAACUGGCAUAAAUGCGCGGGCGCUCGUGGCCUUCCGCCCGGGGAUGAGAAAUGCCCGAGAGAAACUUCGAUGGGCAUCAACGCGUGUCACUACGUUGCAGGAAGACAUCGCGUAUUCGCUGUUUGGCAUCUUCGGCGUCCACCUUCCUGUGAUCUACGGAGAAAAAAGACAGAAUGCGCUCGGACGUCUCUUACAGGAGAUUAUAGCUCACUCAGGCGACAUCACAGCCCUAGACUGGGUAGGACAAGCGUCCAAGUUCAACAGUUGUCUCCCAGCCGAGAUUUCCUCAUACAAGGCUCUACCGUGCAUGCUACCAUCUCUAUCUGAACACGACAUACAUAAUUCGGUCUCCGCACUACGAAACAAUAUUGUGGCUGUGGAGUCGGCUUCGAAAUUGUAUACCAUUCUUGAGCACCUUGGCGUUCCUCGUUUCGCAAACUCCAGACUGCAACUGCCCUGUAUCACAUUUCCUCUCACAGAAGUCAGGCGGAGUACUGGCGGAGACGGGGACAAAUGUUUCACAUAUGAAGUCAAGGCAGACGGACUACAAGACCUGCUGGUCACAACGGGAGACAAGCUUGUUCAAUUCUCGCCUGCAAGACGUACUCGGCAGACAUUCUUGUUCGUCCGUCCGUGGAAUCGGUAUGAUCUCGACUUUACAGACGAGUCGCAAAGCGUGGACGAUUGGCCUGACGAGCCUGGAGAUGAUGAACUGGUCACCAGAGGGUUGAGGUUGCUCGUUCGCCUUUCUCGUCCUUUUGGUGCACUUUUGCUAGCGCAACAGCGUGGUGGGGAGUAUAAGAGAAUUGCCUCGGAUAACAAUAUCAUCGCACAAGUCAGGGACACGACUUCUGUUGAUGACAUGAUGGACGUUAGGACGCUGGAGAUAUUGUAG
Molecule: messenger RNA, 2556 nt
Organism: Suillus subaureus
Lineage: Eukaryota; Fungi; Basidiomycota; Agaricomycetes; Boletales; Suillaceae
Exons: 5
Coding region: 1-2556 (851 amino acids)
Molecular function (GO): protein binding
Source: RefSeq, a predicted model, not a curated record